GCGCGCCUUCUUACCAAAUUGCUCUCCCGCUUCCAUAUUUUGUCCACACUGCCACUCUCUCUUUCUCGAACAAAACAACCCGCAAACCCUAACCCUAGCGACCCCAAUUCUCCUCCGCUCCCUCGCAAAGUCGGCGUCCUUCAGCGUCUCCCUUAACUGUACGUCUCCAAACCCUAAUCUCACCAUCUCUCCUCUGUUAAUUUUGAAACAUUUCGUUUUUCUUUUUUUCGGGUUUGAACCCUAAAUUGGGUCCGAGUCCGAAUGCAAUUUGGGGCUUAUUUGUUUCUUCGUUUGUUGUGGAUUCCUGUAUUGUUUUAUAUUUAUAUUGGGAUUCCUAUCCGAGAACCGCAAUUGAGUUCUAAAGUGGGCCCUUUGACCCGUACGGAUGCGACCCGCUUGGAGUCCGGGUUGGGUCAGGCGGGUCCCGAAAUCCGUCUCCGAUCCGGCCAUUUCCGGAAGCUCGUCUUUCCCAACCUAAUUUUACCCCUUUCUGAAAUCUGAAAUGCCCGACCCGCCUUGUCUCUCCCCAUGGACCCGGUUCAAUACUCGGGUCGAAUUUCAAGACCAGACUUAAUGUACUGGUGAGGUACUAAGUCAAUGCAAUGGAUAUGUCCAAUGCGGUGAACAUCAAAUCAACCAGAUUAAAAUCUGUCGUGUGGAAUGACUUCGAUAGGAUUAAAUUGGCUGAUAACACAUGUAUUGCUGUUUGUAGACAUUGUAAAAAGAAACUCAGCGGAUCAAGUACCAGUGGGACAUCACAUUUGAGGAAUCAUUUAAUUAGGUGUCAGAGAAGAUCUAAUCUUGGCAUACCUCAACUCUUUGCAGCAAGAGGAAAGAGAAAGGAAGGGACUUAUUUCAACUUGGAUCAACGGAAGAAAAAGGAUGAAGGUAUUAACCUUGUGAAUAUUAGGUUUGAGCAAGAGCAGACAAAAGAUGACAUCAUUAACUAUGGAAGUAAUAACUUUGAUCAAAGGCGGAGUAGGUUUGAUCUUGCCCGAAUGAUUAUUUUACAUGGUUAUCCCUUGGAUAUGGUUGAGGAUGUUGGAUUCAAAGUGUUCGUUAAGAAUUUACAGCCAUUAUUUGAGCUUGUUACAUCUGAAAGAGUUGAGGCUGACUGUAUGGAGAUAUAUGUGAAAGAGAAGCAAAAAGUGAAUGAUGUGUUGGAUAAAUUGCCUGGUAGAAUCAGCCUUAGUGCGGAUAUGUGGGCUUCUUUGGAUGGUGCUCAGUACUUGUGCUUGACAGCACACUAUAUUGAUGAGUCUUGGCAGUUAAAGAAGAAGAUUUUAAAUUUUAUUGUCAUUGAUUCUUCUGAUACAGAAGACAAGCAUUCAGAAAUUAUCAUGACAUCGUUAAUCGAAUGGGAUAUUGACCGUAAGUUGUUUUCUAUGACAUUUGAUAGUUAUUCCACCAAUGACAACAUAGUCAUUAGAAUCAAAGAUAGGCUGUCCCAAAACAAGUUACUUUAUUGUAAUGGUCAGUUAUUUGAUGUACGUUGUGCAGCAAAUGUUCUUAAUAUGAUGUUUCAGGAUGCUCUAGAAGCACUUUGUGAGAUUACUGAUAAGAUUCGAGGAAGUAUACGGUAUGUCAAAAGUUCGCAAGCAGUACAAGCAAAAUUUGACGGGAUAGCUCAACAAGGUGGAGGUCAGAGUAAGAGAUUCUUAUGCCUAGAUAAUCAAAUGCAGUGGAACUCGACAUAUGUUAUGCUUGAAAUUGCUUUGGAGUACAGGGAAGCAUUUUAUCUUUUGCAUGCAAAUGACGUUGUCUACACCAUGUGUCCAUCUGAUAUUGAAUGGCAUAGAGUGAGUGUCAUUACGAGCUACUUGAAGCUCUUUGUUGAGGUUACCGAUGGUUUCACAAAAUUCAAGUCUCCGACUGCAAAUUUGUAUUUUCCUGAGCUUUGUGAAGUACACUUGCAGCUGAAUGAGUGGUGCAAGAAUCCAGAUGAUUAUAUCAGUUCUCUCGCGUUUAAGAUGAGAAGCAGAUUUGAAGAAUAUUGGCAGAGAUGUAGCUUGGGUUUAGCGGUUGCAGCCAUAUUAGACCCUCGGUUCAAGAUGAGAGUGGUAGAGUAUUAUUAUGGGCAAGUUUUUGGCAGUGGCGCUCCAAGCCGGAUUUCUGAGGCUAUUGUGUGUGUCAAGGCACUGUAUAAUGAACAUUCAAACUGCUUAGCUUCCCUUGAUCAAGGUGUGGCUUGGCAAGUACGUGAUGGUUCUCACUUGCCCGGUUCUGAAAGGGAGUCAGGGGAUAGGCUGAGUGGUUUUGAUAGAUAUAUAGAGGAAACUAAUGAGGCUGAUGGAACAAAGUCAGAUUUGGACAAGUACUUGGAGGAGCCUGCCUUCCCCCGUCAUGCACAGGGAUUUGACAUAUUAAAUUGGUGGAAAGUUCAUGCUCCUAGGUACCCUGUCCUAUCUAUGAUGGCUCGCAAUGUGUUGGGAAUUCCUGUGUCAAAAGUUGCUAUGGACUCUGCAUUCAACACCGGACGAAGAAUGGUCGACCGUGAUUGGAGUUCCAUGAACCCAGGUACCGUCCAAGCAUUGAUGUGCGCACGAGACUGGAUACGAAGUGAACUAGAAAGUUAAAUUAGGUCAAAUUUUUUUCCUUUAACUACAUUUUCGAGAUAGAUCUUUCAUGUAUUCCUGUGCAAAUUGGAAAGCCAAAUUGUAUGGGCCUCAUUUCAGUUGUUCUUCUUUCAUUAGGUCUUUCCAUCUCUCAGUAAACUCCUCUCCUGGAUUAUUCCAGAUAUUGUACAUAGAACCCAAAUAUUAUGUCUUAAAUUUUACAGAUCCGGAUUAUGAUGUUA
Molecule: messenger RNA, 2797 nt
Organism: Pyrus x bretschneideri (Chinese white pear)
Lineage: Eukaryota; Viridiplantae; Streptophyta; Magnoliopsida; Rosales; Rosaceae
Product: zinc finger BED domain-containing protein RICESLEEPER 1-like
Exons: 2
Coding region: 603-2576 (657 amino acids)
Molecular function (GO): protein dimerization activity; DNA binding
Source: RefSeq, a predicted model, not a curated record